ACUUAUUUUAGUGGUGCUGAAAAGCAAUUUAUGAAUUUAUAACUAUAGCAAGACAAACUCCACCUUUCAAUGGCGGUGGAAACUAGCUACCUAGCCAUUGGCAACCAUAGUCUGAACAAAUAUGAAUGAGUUUUUGAUAUGGGUAAAGUCAAAGAGUUGGUACAGUCAAGUCCAUUGUGUGGAGAUAACAGCAAGCUAAGUCUGACUUUGCAUCAGUGAAAUUACUACAGAGACGUCAACAUUGACUACAAAGAAGCAAAAGUGUUUGAUUAUUAAUGGCUACUACUUAUCCUCCUGAAGCUACACACCACACUUUCAAGCUUUCUAUGGAGACUGCACAAGAGCUUCAACUGCAAACCAGAGUUGAUGAAAGUAGAUCAGAUUUCCAUGGAAACACCUCUUGGAACUCUGUCGGUAGCCCGAUGAGACUUCCUAAACUCGUCCAUUACAAGUGGUGGCUUCGGAUAACAAUCUACAUCCUUUUUCUUCUCACUGGUCAAUCUGCAGCUACUCUCUUAGGAAGAUUUUAUUAUGACAAAGGUGGGAAUAGCAAAUGGAUGGCAACUUUUGUUCAAUCAGCCGGCUUCCCAGUUCUGCUUCCUCUCCUACUUUUCUUUUCAUCAACAUCCAAAAUAACCACAACCCUUAACACUCCCUCAGAAAAGCAACCAAAAGUCUCUUCACUUAUCUUCCUUUACCUUUUCUUUGGCUUGCUCUUAACAGGAGACAACUUAAUGUAUUCAUAUGGGCUUCUCUACCUCCCUGUGUCUACUUACUCUUUACUAUGUGCAACCCAAUUGGCUUUCAAUGCACUAUUCUCAUUCUUUCUCAAUUCACAGAAAUUCACUCCUUUUAUACUCAAUUCCCUAGUCCUCGUCACCGUUUCUGCUUCCCUUCUUGCAGUCAAUGCUGAUUCAGAAAAUUCCACAAACACCUCAAGGGCAAAGUAUGUGAUUGGUUUCCUAUGCACACUUGGUGCUUCUGCUACUUAUUCACUGUAUCUUUCCUUGGUUCAGCUAUCCUUCCAAAAGGUCUUUAAAAAGGAGACAUUUUCUAGUGUCUUGAAUAUGCAAAUACACCCAUCGUUUGUAGCUACAUGUGGAUGUGUUUUGGGACUCUUUGCAAGUGGGGAAUGGAAAAGUUUGGGGAAAGAGAUGAAGGAAUACAAAGAAGGGGAAGUUUCCUAUAUAAUGACAUUGAUUUGGACUGCCAUAACUUGGCAAAUUUCCUCAGUGGGUUUGUUGGGUUUGAUUUUUGAAGUCUCUUCCCUGUUUUCCAAUGUCAUUAGUACUUUAGCUUUGCCUGUGGUCCCCAUUUUGGCUGUCAUAUUUUUCCAUGAUAAAAUGAAUGGUGUGAAGGUGAUGGCUUUGGUUUUGGCUAUUUGGGGCUUUAUUUCAUACAUCUAUCAGCAUUAUUUAGAUGAUUUGAAAUCCAAAGCAAACAAAAACAGUGGUAAUGAAGUCUCUAGGAUAGAGGCUUGUUGAUGUACAAUAUUCUUGAUGAUAGGUGUAGGAUAUUUGGGGUUGGUUUGGAAUACAUGAUUGAGUUAGAUUUGAUUAUUUGAAGUAUUAUUUAAUUAAAUUAGAUUAAUUUUAAAAUAA
Ziziphus jujuba (common jujube) is the source of this 1601-nucleotide messenger RNA. RefSeq names its product probable purine permease 11. Gene Ontology annotation, molecular function: purine nucleoside transmembrane transporter activity. The record is from RefSeq and is a predicted model, not a curated record. Bases 276 to 1484 code for a protein of 402 amino acids. Gene Ontology annotation, cellular component: membrane. Lineage: Eukaryota; Viridiplantae; Streptophyta; Magnoliopsida; Rosales; Rhamnaceae. The transcript is spliced from 2 exons.